CAGUGCGCAGGCGUAAACCACGUAUCCCGAUUACUCCACAAUGCUGUUUUGGGCCGAACGCUAGCUGGGCAGUUGGCGGUUGUCAAGUCGUAUACGUAGGGCUUGAUAGGGGAGGUAUAGCGGUGGAGAAGCAGGGGGACCCAAGUGCCGCUACGAAAUGGCCGGGCAGCAGUUCCAGUACGAUGACAGCGGCAACACAUUUUUCUAUUUCCUAACGUCCUUCGUUGGACUUAUCGUGAUCCCAGCGACAUAUUACCUGUGGCCCCGAGAUCAGAAUGCUGAGCAGCUGCGUCUGAAGAGCUUGAGGCGGGUCCAUGGCAGAUGCCUCUGGUACCGGCUCCGGCUGAUGAAGUCGCAGCAGAGCAUCGUGCCCACGCUAAAGAAAGCCGCCCUGCUGUUCGGCUGGGCAGUGUUCCUCCUCCUGGCCUACAAGGUGUCCAAACUGGACCGAGAAUACCAGGAGUAUAACCCCUAUGAAGUCCUCAACAUGGACCAGGGGGCGUCUCUGGCGGAGAUCAAGAAGCAGUACCGCCUCCUGUCGCUCAAGUUCCACCCUGACAAAGGAGGAGACGAGGCCGUGUUCAUGAGGAUCACCAAAGCCUACUCUGCUCUGACCAAUGAGCAGUCGAGGCAGAACUGGGAAACGUACGGCAACCCAGAUGGGCCAGGAGCGACCAGCUUUGGCAUCGCUCUACCUGCGUGGAUAGUGGACCAAAAGAACUCCAUGCUGGUUCUGUUGGUCUAUGGACUAGCAUUCAUGGUUAUUCUACCAGUCGUAGUGGGCACCUGGUGGUAUCGCUCCAUCCGCUACAGUGGAGACCAGAUCCUCAUCAACACCACCCAGCUCUUCAUGCACUUCAUGUAUAAGACGCCCAACAUGAACAUGAAACGGUUGGCCAUGGUGUUGACGGCGGCGUUUGAGUUUGACCCUCGCAGCAAUAAGGACGCCACGAUACGGCCCACGGACAACAUCGAAGUGCCGAUGCUGAUUCGAGAGCUGGGCAACAUCAACGUGAAGAAGAAGGAGCCUCCGUUCUGCUACCCCUACAGCCUGAAGGCCAGAGUGCUGGUGCUGGCCCACCUGGCACGCAUGGAGGUGUCUGAGAACAUCGAGGAGGACCAGAGGUUUGUCAUCCGAAAGAGCCCCGCUCUGCUGCAGGAGAUGGUCAACGUAGGCUGUCAGCUCACCAUGAUGGCCAACAGCAGAGGAGGCUUCCACGCCCCCAGGCUGGUGUCCAUAGAGAACUGCAUGAAGCUCACCCAGAUGAUCGUGCAGGGCCUGCAGGAGGCCAAGUCCCCCCUGCUCCAGCUGCCCCACUUUGAGGAGGAGCACCUCCGCUACUGCAUCUCCAAAAAGUACAAGGUGCGGAGCCUCCAGGACCUGGUGAGCCUGAAGGACUCAGACCGGCGCAGCAUGCUGCGCUUCCUGGGGGAGGACAAGUACGACGAGGUCAUGGCCGUCCUCGGCAGCCUGCCCCACGUCACCAUGGACACCAAGCUGCAGGUCCUGGACGACGAAGACAGCAAUAACAUCACAGCAGGCUCCAUCGUCACGGUCACCGUUACCCUGACGAGAAAGAGGAUGUCGGACGUGUUUGAGAAGGAGCAGGAGGCGACGGCGGCGGCGGCGUGUCUGGGAGAGGAGGCCAGCACAGAGGAGGCAGCGCAAGGCGACGCCAGUAAAAACAAAACCAAAGUGUGGCAGAACAAGAGCAAAGGGGCCAAGAAGACGGCCAAGUCCAAGAAGAAGAAACUGACCAAGAAGAAGGCCCUCCCCCCGUCCACCAGCAAGGCCAAGCAGGCCAAUGGGAAUGUAGCAGGAAACGAGGUCGUCGCCACAGCAAAGGAGGAGGAGGAGGAGGGCUCAGAUAAGGGCAGCGAAUCAGAUGAGGCCGAGGCCAACAAAGACUCUCCGAGCGAGCGGGACGACGAGAGUGACAAGCAGAGCGACACGGAGGUGGAUGAGAUCGCCGGGGACGACGAGGAGGAGUGGGAGGCGCUGCAGCAGUCCAUCCAGAGGCGAGAGCGCGCCCUGCUGGAGACCAAGUCCAAGAUCACCCACCCCGUCUACAGCCUGUACUUCCCCGAGGAGAAGCACGAGUGGUGGUGGCUCUACAUCGCCGACCGCCGCGACCAAACCCUCGUGUCCAUGCCCUACCACGUCUGCACGCUCAAAGACGUGGAAGAGGUGGAACUCAAGUUUCCUGCUCCCUCUAAAACUGGGAACUACCAGUAUUCAGUCAUCAUGCGCUCAGACUCCUACCUUGGCUUGGACCAGGUCAAGCCACUGAAGCUGGAGGUCCACGAGGCCAAGGCGGUGCUGGACAACCACCCCCAGUGGGACAUCCCCGAGACGGAGGAGGAGGACGAGGAGCAGGAGGACAGCGACGGCAUCGAGGAGAGCGAGGACGACGACGAGGACAACGACUAGACCCACGGACGCACAGGCCCCGCCCCCUCCCCCCCCCCCUCCCCCAGCACUCGGAAGGGCCCAGGAGAGGAACAGCAGUGCCCGACCCCCCCCCCCCCCCUCCCAAGGGGACAGUUCAAGAGGCGAUCUUCUGACGACAUGGACUGUGACCACACCCGCCCCGCCCACCUCCGACCCCAGCCCCCGCGCCGUCUUUACACACCUCUUUUGUACAGAGACCUCUUAUAGAAUCACUCUGUCACCUUUUUGACUUAGAAGAACAAUCUAUGAGUAUAUACCCAGGCCUGUGUGUGUGUGUGUGUGUGAGUUUGAAUUCAUGAAUGGAUGGUCUUUGUUUGGGGAGAGUGUGUGUGAAUGCACCUGUGUGCAUGUCUCGUAUGGGAAUGUGUGUGUAUGCGUUUUUCACACACUGGACAGAACCUGUGUGGGAAGUUUUUUUUUUUUUUUUUGGGGGGGGGGGGGGGGGGGGGGGUUCUGCAACAUUCAUUCACACAAUAAACGAAAGCCUCUAAUUUGAAAUCAUGCCAUCAUUUCUAGUGAAUUGACCACACCAUUUUGUGUUCAGGAGCUUCGAUUGGAUACUGAAACUGCUGCGCAAGCUCUUCUUUUCCGAGCUUGUCCUUCCUAUGAGAGGCAGUUCACCUCGUUUGGCACAGGGGGGCGCUGUUCAGUCUCAUCCGUAACAGUAGGCUUCACCAACCUUCGCAUCUUUGUCCUGAUUUAAAUGGAGUUCAGCUCCAAAGUCCACUGUUCAGUGCCCGUUUCGGUCGACCAUAAAUCGGACGCAAAGGACGAGGUCAUUCAACUGGAGCCUUGAUUAGGUAUUUGGUGGAUCGGUUACGACCAAUCAAGAAGUCUGAAAUAGAUAACGAGCGUCUCUGACUCGCUGACCGGACACAAGGGGAUGAGUACUGCAUCUCUUGUCUAAUGGGGCCGUCGGAUAGUUUCAAUAUGUAUUCACACCUUCCUGUUCUGUUUGUUUUCCAUCGUACCACAUUCCAGAGUACACCGUUCAACUGCAAGGCCUUAUCCUACCCCAAUACCACAGCCAACAUGUCUUAUCCUAACCCAAUACCACAGCCAACACGUUCACUUAGAAAGUCCUUGGGGUUUUAUGCACCGAGGGCGGGGGGGGGGGGGGGGGGGGGGUUUCUUUUUGUUCUUUUUUGUGUUUUUUUUUAAUCUGAUAAAUAUUUCCUUUUUGUUCUCUCCUUCCUCUCUCUGUCUGAGGACCAAGCUACGAGUGUAACUUGGCUUUCCUUUUCGGUUGGGUUGUUGACUCGCACGCUCUCGUGGUCCUCGUGCUUACUAACGAUGUAGCGUACGCCGUAGAAGGACGGGCGUGUGUGUGUGUGUGCGGUUAUGGAGUUGGCCGUAUUGAACAGGCCGCACAGCCGUGCCGUGGUGGGCAGUGUGGGCAGAGUCUCCUCUGCGGAGCAGGAGCGGACCUGAGGGCAGGCAGCACAGGCAUGGCCAUGUGGGGGGGGGGGGGGGGGGUCUAAGUAUUGUAAAAUAAUUGACACUAUUGUUGGUUUUCCAUUUUAUGAAGAGUAGAAAAUGAACUGACAAGUGACACACUUUGUUGUGGAUUAUGUACUGGAUUGUGGAUUUGAGGUUUUGAAGACCAACUAGGAUUUGGGGCAAUAGUGUCAUUCAUUUUAAAGGCUGAUUCUCAAUUCAUUGACACGAUGGCCUAGUAAGGUGGUGAAACUGAAGUUAAACUCCUCGUCUUUAGGAAGUGGUUUUCUGGGCUGUGUUUAUAAAGGGUGUCCAGUAUAGAUGAGGCCCCGCUGGGUUGGUACGCUACAGCCAGGGGUACCUAGAAGGCCAGGGGACAUGAAGCUUGUGGCUACGAUAAGGCAACAAUGACGCAGAGAAACUGGCUUCCAAUUAUUAGCAGGACUGGGAUAGAAACUAGCAACCAAUCUGUUUUUGUUGUAACAGAUUGGACUUGUCAAUUACAAAUACCAGAGCUUCCUCAUGCGUUGCUCUGUUGUACUUUCCUAACCCUUUUCUCUGGAGGUAAAUAUGAAUAACUUUACUCAAAGAUUUGUAGAUGGUUUUCUUAUUUUUCUUUUGCAAACGGCCUAAUCCAUGACGGAGAGACUGAUUGCAUGCUUUCCACCACAGACAACAGGCACACUGUAAGCCUAAUGUUUUUAAACCAGGUGGGCCAAUUGGGGGGUACAUAAAAUCUACUCCUGAGAAUUGAUCUGUCUGCACUAGAAUGUAGCAUCAGCGUUAACGCUGUGUGGAAAAAAAUGCAGAAAGGUUAAACACGCAACAUCUCCCGUUAUAAACCUGGACCGACAGCACGGUGGGGGAAACUACCCAAUUAAUCUAUCUGCCACUUUUGUUUACAACGGAACUGUCAUUGUAAAUGGAAACAAAAUAUAUUAUUUGUAUUUAAAUCAUUUCAAAUAAAACUUUUAAAA
Molecule: messenger RNA, 4866 nt
Organism: Hypomesus transpacificus
Lineage: Eukaryota; Metazoa; Chordata; Actinopteri; Osmeriformes; Osmeridae
Gene: sec63
Product: SEC63 homolog, protein translocation regulator
Exons: 20
Coding region: 158-2431 (757 amino acids)
Biological process (GO): post-translational protein targeting to endoplasmic reticulum membrane; SRP-dependent cotranslational protein targeting to membrane
Cellular component (GO): Sec62/Sec63 complex
Molecular function (GO): RNA binding; transmembrane protein transporter activity
Source: RefSeq, a predicted model, not a curated record